AUGAACUUCUUGCUCUUGCUAUUUCUGAUCUUCUUCGUACCCCUGCUGCUUUUUGCAGCAUGGCUCUUAGCUUCAUCCUGUCUGGGGAAUCGCUUUCGCGUAGGAGGCUUUUCGGUGCGACCGGGUAUGGACACAUAUGGCCAGAGCUAUCUCCGGACUAUGGCCAACUCAGGCCCAGCAAUGUCGGAGCAGAUUGAAAUGGAGGACAUGCUAGCCGAGCCAGGAACUCUCCGUCACUUUGACGAAGAAGAGGAUUGA
Molecule: messenger RNA, 258 nt
Organism: Penicillium cinerascens
Lineage: Eukaryota; Fungi; Ascomycota; Eurotiomycetes; Eurotiales; Aspergillaceae
Exons: 2
Coding region: 1-258 (85 amino acids)
Source: RefSeq, a predicted model, not a curated record